Molecule: messenger RNA, 782 nt
Organism: Rhizopus microsporus ATCC 52813
Lineage: Eukaryota; Fungi; Mucoromycota; Mucoromycetes; Mucorales; Rhizopodaceae
Exons: 3
Coding region: 1-576 (191 amino acids)
Source: RefSeq, a predicted model, not a curated record
AUGCCAAUUGGAUCAGGCGUACGGCAACCAUCAACAAAAGAAACGCUUCCAUUACAGCUAAAAACACGUUACUUUAUCUGUGACCACGGUAGAGCCAAAGCAGUUAGCAAGAAAGUAGCUAUAGACGCGUCUUCAGAUGUAGCUUCCGAAGCAUCAUCUUCAAGCGAAGUAGUCGCUAAGAUAAGGAGAGUAUCAAAAAAAGCUUCAAUUAAAGUUAAUUGUCCUGCCAGAAUUACUGAAAUCAUUUCGUUCAAUAGUAGCGUUAACGUUGAAUACGAAUGGCACCAUAUCUACCAUGACCCCUUGGCUGCCCUUGACCUUACUUCCUCUCGCUUGCAGAAGGCUAUUAAAGGUUGGAUCAACCAGCAAGUUGAGUCAAGCAAAGAUUGGAAAGCAACCAAGGCUACCCUUUGUCUUUCUGAAAACAAUUUGGAUGCUUUCGAUAUGUCUCAGGCAUUUUUAAAAGUUCCCGCCGGUUUGCUCGUUCGCUACGCCGAUGCUUAUAAUGUUAUUUUUGCCAAAAUGAACAAGCUGUCAAGAAAGAAUCCUAUUGACAUGGAAAGCGUUCGUUUGUGAAUGAAUGUUUUACAAAAAACUAGGUUUUAUUCAACCUUGUUUUCUGUUGAUCCUGACAUGAAUGAACCUUUCCUUGUUUCGUGGAUGUCUUCUUGGCAAAAUAUGGUAGGUUCACAUACUGCAAUACUAAUAUAGAAAUACAUAUAAGCUAGCAAUAUGUAUCAUGGUAGAUGCUUAAAAGCGCUGAAGAAGGAUAUGGAUUCGAC